This is a messenger RNA of Candidula unifasciata, 1401 nucleotides long. The record is from the annotation of a GenBank genome assembly. NCBI's taxonomy places the organism in Eukaryota, Metazoa, Mollusca, Gastropoda, Stylommatophora, Geomitridae.
AUGGAGGACUUCAAGUUCAGCACGGCAGACAUCACACAGGCCUUGUUCAACCGUUUUAUUGUCAUUAUAGGAGAUUCAAAUCAAAGAAAUAUAUAUAAAGACCUUGUCCUACUCCUACAGACAGACAGAUAUUUAACUGAAAGGGAACUGAGAACAAAGGGAGAGACAUCUUUCCUGGAUGAUGAGCUAGUAGAGGGUGGUUCCAUGAAGAAAAUGUCUAAUGGAACAAACUACAGGGAAGUGCGCCAAUAUAAAACUGAUGUGCACCUGAUUCGCUUCUACUUUGUGACACGCUGCUACAAUUUGUACAUGGAGAGCAUUCUGGAUGAUCUUCAACAGUCGCCUUUUCCUGAUAUUCUUAUAAUGAACUCUUGUUUGUGGGACAUAACCAGGUACGUCAAUUGUAACAUUUGUUACCAUUUAUCUAUUCCUGAUUACAAGGUCAACCUGAAGACAUUGUUUACACGCUUGUCCGAGUGCCUGCCAUCAAACUGCCUCGUCAUCUGGAACACCACCUUGCCCAUCUCCAGCAGUGCCAGGUCGGGGUUUCUCAUACCUGAGGUCACUUACAAAGCUGCCAGGCUAAGACGGGACAUCCUGGAAGCAAAUUAUUAUGCUCACAUGGUAGCAUCAAAAUGCGGAUUUGAUAUACUUGAUCUACAUUUCUACCUCCGUCGUCAGCAAACAAUGCGUGCAGAUGAUGGCAUCCAUUGGGACAUGAAAGCCCACCGUACCAUCUCCAACCUCAUCCUGACUCACAUAUUUGAAGCAUGGAGAAUUCCUGUGCCCAGAAAACAGGUCACGUUUGGCAGUUAUGGAUCCACACAUGCAAGAAAUGGUUACUACCAGCAGAUAGGCAAAGACAGACAACAGCCACUGAUGUCACAGCCUUUCCAGUGGUGGACUAAUGACAGAAGUCUACCAUUGCAACCUCAACCUUAUCAUCAGCAUUGGGUUGAAGAUAGACAGCUGCAGCCACAUUGUGAGCAAUGGAAUGAGGACAGGCAAGAGCAACCACAAUAUUUUGAGCAAUGGGCUGAGGAUAUUCAACUGCAACCAUUGCCACAAAACGCCUACCAACAGUGGCCUCAAGGCAGACAACAGGUAUUACUACCUCAACCACUUCAAUUACAACCAGCGCAUUUGCAACCAAAGCAAAUACAACCACCGCAGUAUAUUGAUUUUAGCACAGAUACCCAAGCGUAUUCUGGCAAUUUUGAAUUUGGAGUGGGGAACGUGACAUUUCAGAGCAUACAAGUUUUUGAUCCAUUUGUUUGGCAACCUUACCAGCAGAGCUCCCCCUACGGGUCAGAUCCCAGCCAUUCUCAUAUUAGAUACCAACCCUACACACAUAGAAGGCAGGCUGCUGCAGCCAGCAUUAGAUAUAAUACUCAUUACUAG